AUGACUGGAUUACUUUUAUCACUAGGACUUAUUACUAUGAUGAUUGGGAAUGAUCUCAGAGAUUACUUACAUGAUUAUUGUUCAAAUAAUACUUUCGAUAGACUUAAUCAAGCGGUGAUUGAAUUAUAAGAUGGUUAUAAUCACAUUACAGAUAGCCUAAUGUGUAGCUCAAAUUGUAAUUGUGUUCCUGUUGCUCAAGAAGAGUGGGCAUUGAUAGGUUAUAACAUAAAAUCAAACAAUUUCACUGGAACUAACAAAGAUGUAUCUAGCUGCAUCGAUUAUUAAAAAUAUGACUAAAAUACUGUAAAGGUCAUGAGAGAAUUAGAAAAUGAAUUCGGAUGUACAGGUAUAUGCCAACCCAAAAAGUUUUUCUUAUUCUCAGACGUCUCAUAAGGUCCACCAAAGAAGGAAUGUUACAAAAAUUUGAGACAAUAUAUAAAGGAUUAUGUGAUAAAUAUUGGAAUGGGGUUUGUUAUAUGUGGUGCCUUCAUCUCAUUAGCUUGGUGCUUUCAUAUCUCGUUUUACUUCAAAGAGCCUGAGGAUGCAUAAAAAAAACGCAUUCUAAAAUAUAGAAACUACUUUCCCUAGCCAGAUGAAACUAAAUCUACAAUACAAAAGGAUAAAUGA
Messenger RNA from Stylonychia lemnae, 627 nucleotides. NCBI's taxonomy places the organism in Eukaryota, Ciliophora, Spirotrichea, Sporadotrichida, Oxytrichidae. The record is from the annotation of a GenBank genome assembly.